AUGGCUGUAGCGGAAUCCGAUGUGACAUUGCUACGGAAGAUGGCUUAUGAUUUACUGGACCUUGAACCCUUGAAACCUGUUGCAGAGGGGAUAAGGACUGUUGGACUCUUGAUGGUGGAAAUUGCUGGCCAUAAUGCUCUGGUUGUUGAUGGGAUUGUAAAGGUUGCUGUGGCUGUGCAGAUGACAUGUGCUGUUGCUGUGAAGUUGUUGGUAGGGAAUGAUGCUGUGGUGGAAUAUGUGACCUUUGUUGCAAUGACGGAGAGUUCAUCUGAGGUCUAUAUGAAGGGGAAGGCAAUGGAGGCUUCCCUUGAGAUGCAGAUGACAACCACGGCUGAUUGGGGGACUGCAAACUUUGUGAUGUGUUUGGCACAGGUGAACCUGCAGUACCUACUGGUGGGGGUCUUAUAA
Molecule: messenger RNA, 408 nt
Organism: Dovyalis caffra
Lineage: Eukaryota; Viridiplantae; Streptophyta; Magnoliopsida; Malpighiales; Salicaceae
Source: the annotation of a GenBank genome assembly